GAGUUGCGCAGAUAGCCACUUGUUUGCACUCCACGGUUAGUGGAGAAUUUUCAUCAAAGGUUAUCAGACGCAAUAGAAUCGUAUAGAAAUCAAAAUGUUCUGUGAGUAUUGAGGGUUCAAGUUGUAUUUUCAUUUGCUCCGACAUCCACCGCCAAUUCUAGAGUCACAGAGGGACAUAAAAAAAAGUGUGUGCCGUGUUAUCUAUUUUCCUCUUCCGUGAGAAAUUUUCUCAUUGAGCUUUCACUGUGUGUGCGGAAAAGCUCCUGCGAGGAAUAUGAAAAUUUCGCAAGUCAUAUAGCGCGUGAAAUGUUCAGUGUGGUGGAAAAUCCUAUAUGUAAUUCUUUGGUUGGUCUAUUCGCGACAAAAAGCCAUUGAGAAGAUCUCAUAUCAUUUGUGAACGAGAGAAGAAAUGGGACGUCCAAGUCUACAAGCUGAUUCAGAAAAUUACUGACGUGAUUGUUGUGUAUGCUGUUCAUCAGCGGGGCAGGCUACUGGUGUCCAGAGUUGGAAGACAAUGUUUUCAUCAAACAUUCUGGGAGCAGCGAUAGUGCUUUUGGGUCUUAUGUUCAAACUUUUACCACCUGUUAGUGGUCAACCGGGGCAGCCACAGACAUGUCCGGCAGCUAGUGAAAUCUCACCAUGUGCUUGCCAAGUGAAGAAGAAUGGCCUGGAUAUUUUAUGCGAAGCAACAGAUAUUUCCCAUAUAAACAAGGCCAUGGGUACACUUAAAGGAAAGAGUCCCAUUAUUUUCUAUCUCAAACUUCGCCACAAUAAUUUGCCGAAAUUGCAAGGUUUCGUUUUUCUGGCUCUGGACAUUCGACAUCUAACUAUUCACAAUAGUAGUUUAGCCGCCAUCGAAGAGACCGCUCUUAGUUCCCUCGGUAAGGGUCUAACUCAGCUGGAUGUGUCUCAGAAUCAAUUGUCGAAUGUACCAUCGAAUGCCGUGAAAAAUCUCCACCAUCUCCUGAUUUUUAAUAUCAAUCACAACAAAAUUUCUCAGAUCCACAAUAAAGCUUUCGAGGGGUUAGACACUCUAGAAAUUCUAACGAUGUACGAGAAUAAAAUAACAUCAAUAGAACCAGAAGCUUUUCGGGGACUGGACAAAAAAUUAAAGCGCUUGAAUCUUGGUGGGAAUGAGCUAGCAACCGUUCCUCAGAAGGCACUUUCAAUUCUGGACACACUGAAGAAGUUGGAAAUUCAAGAAAAUAAAAUUAAAAAGAUUAAAGAUGGAGAUUUUGAAGGUUUACGCAAUUUGGAUUCCCUGAUUCUGGCUCAUAACCAAUUAACUGAAGUUCCCGCGAAUGUUUUUCGUCAUUUGACUCUCCUCAAUUCACUGGAGCUGGAGGGUAAUUCCAUCUCGUACGUUGACAAGGAUGCUUUUGCUGGCUUGGAGGAGAAUCUCCAAUAUCUGAGAUUGGGUGACAACAAUUUGCACAUAAUUCCAAGUGAAGCUCUCAGACCACUCCAUCGGCUUAGGCAUUUGGAUCUGAGAUCAAAUAAUAUCAGUGUCAUAUCGGAGGAUGCAUUUGUUGGUUUUGGUGAUUCAAUUACAUUCCUGAAUUUGCAGAAGAACGACAUCAAAACCCUCCCGGCAAUGGCAUUUGAAAAUUUAAAUUCCCUGGAAACACUCAGCAUUCAGAACAACAAACUAACACGUAUUCCUGAAGAGGUAAUGGAACCAAUAAUGGACACACUACGAGUUGUAGACAUAAUGGAUAAUCCCUUGGUUUGCUCAUGUGAACUCAUUUGGUUCCCAAAUCUACUGCAGGAUCUCAAGAAUCGCGAUGACGAGAUGACACAGAAAAAGAGACCCAUGUGCACAAUGCCGAAUGAAAAUCGUGAAUAUUUUGUGCAAAAUAUGCCCCUAGAACGUAUGAGUUGCAUUAGAAAGAAUAUCGGGCAACCGGGGAUGACUUUCUAUGGUGGGUCGGUAAACUUACUCGUAAAUGUAGUCUUCGUCAUUGCAAUUGGUUUAUUCGAUGUCGCUUGGUUCAUGACAACAUGCAUUAUUUAUUGAUUCAGUAGGGAUGGCGAUUUAUCUUUUGAGGAGCACAAUGAACACAACACUAAUUGAUCUCAAUUGAAUCUUUCUCUGACUAAAACUAUACAAAGCCAAGUGUCAGUGGCUGACCAUAGUUGUCUAGGAAACUCUCAAUAAGAUCAAUUUAUGUCAAAAAAAAGGUCAAGAGUUAGAACGUUAGAGCGAAAGGUGAAGGAGGAGAAGAAUCCCUUCUUUUAUAUUAAGAAAAAAAAAUAGUGGUUAACGGUUAUUGCAACAUUGCUAUUUUGGAUGUUGAAGUACAUAAGUUUAAGUAAAACUUAUAGAAUUUAAAUAAAACAAGAAAAAAGAUGAAAAAAAAAUGAUAGAAAACAUCUGUGAAUUGCAAUCAUAUCACAACAUUUUUAUAUGAAUUAUUAAUGUAUAUUAUUGAAAAGAGAAAGACAUAUAUUUACAUUUUUUAAAAAUUAAUAUGGAAUAUUAAAAACGAAAGUAUAAGUUUUUUAGUAAGAAAACAACAAAAAAAAAGAAAAGCAAAUAGUAAAAAAACUCAAUUAAAUAAUAUUUAGUGAGUGAGAUCUUUGAGAUGCAAUUUUUUUAUGCGGAUCGGAAGUCUGUCGUGUUUUUGGUAGUACAAGAGUAUAAAUGAUAUUUAAUUAUAUAUGUAGGUAUAUGACUAUUUGACAAAAAAAAGACAAGUGAAGAAAAAACUGUAGUAGAGAUAUCAGUAAAAUAUGGUAAAAUAGUAUCUUAUAGACAUCAUAUGUAUAAGAAGAACUAACCCAUAAAAAAUGUAUUUUCACAUAUACUUCAAUUUUCAUUAAGAAAAAAAAAACAGAAAAUCGUUUUUUUUAAAGAAAUUAUAAACAAGUAGUUUCAUGAUAAAACUUUUGAAUAAAAUUUGAAAAUUGAAAAUAAUAAUACUCUUCGUGAAAUAAUUGAAAAAAAAAUCUAAUUGUUUUUUUGUUUUUUGGGAAUCAAUUAAUUUUUACUUUGGGAAUGAAAACAUGUAAAAAAAAUUGUCUUGAAAAUGAAGGAAAAAAAAUUAAAAUUUUUAAAAAUUUCAUUUUAUUUUUAUAAAUAAAGAAAUAUUUAAUUUUUAAGUUUUCACUAAUAUUGUUUUAUAUUAGAACAUUGCACAAAAAAUCGCAUUAUACAGACAGAAAAUUAUUGAAACGAAAAAAAAAUUGUUCAAAUGCAUUAAGAAAAUUCUUUUAAAAUUUAUUGCGUAUGCCAUUGUUAUAUAGAACAAAAUAAACAAUUGGGAGAUGCUGUGAUGAAAUUUUCAUGUUAAAAAAAUAACUCGCUGGAUAUUAACCAAAAAAAUUGUUAUUUUUAAAUAAAUUAAAAAUAUGAAAUAUUGAAACAUAUCUUGACGGAAAUUUAUCGAUACAUAUCAUUAAUGAAUUUGAGCAUUUUUGUGUAAAAAAAAACAAUAUACAACAUUCUCAGUGUUUUGAAAAAAAAAAAAGAUGUACGUUUUUUAGAUUGAUAUUAAGUAAAAUAUUCUGAGAAUGAGAAAAGAAACCAAAGUCGCAAACAUAUCCAAAUUCUGUCUAUAAAGAGAUUAGAUAAGAAAUAAAACAGGGUGCACAAUGGUCAGGAUACCGUGUUCUUAUUAAUUAUCUUAUAAUUACAUACAAAGUGAGAAAAUAUCAAGCCUCUUUAUGACAGAUGCCUUUCUCUAUCUUAGUACUAAAGUGAUACUGAAAAUCUGAUUUAUUUCAUAAUUUUUAAGGGCUAAACUAUGUAAAUUUUAAGAACUUUUGUCUCACAGUAUAUAUAUUGUAUGUGGAUGCAAAAUGUUUAAAGCACUGGAAAGACGUUUCACUAAAAUGUAUUUUUGAAAAUCUACAUAAUUAUAUACUUUUCCAAAUCGUUUGUGAAAAUAAAAAUUUUAUAAAUCUUUGAAGCCAUAAAUCUGGAGGGAAAAAAAGAAUUAGGAAUGAUUUUCUUUAAAAAGUUUGAAUAGGGACUUUAUGCAAAUUUUUGUCAAUUCGAAAGAAAUUUAUUGAAAAGAAAAAUCAAUUUGAAUUCCUCGUCAUUUGACGGAAGUAAAAUUUACAUAUCUAUGGAAUAAAAUAAAAAAAAAACUUUACCAAAAAUGAGAGAGAAAAUACUGCAUGAAGAGUCAAGUAUUGAUGGAAUAAAAAGAGAUCUAAUAGAGUAAGAGGAAAAAAAUAUGUGUACACAUAAUUCUUAGUGUUUUAUGAGUAAUCACACUUAUCAUAUUUAAUUGACUAUUAAAUGUUUCUGUGUAUUAACCGUAUAAAAAAUUAACUAUUUAAAUAUAAUAAUAAAUCCGGCUUUUGAUUUUGUGUUUUCUCCUA
This is a messenger RNA of Lutzomyia longipalpis, 4329 nucleotides long. Its product is annotated as insulin-like growth factor-binding protein complex acid labile subunit. Gene Ontology annotation, molecular function: protein binding. The transcript has 9 exons. The record is from RefSeq and is a predicted model, not a curated record. NCBI's taxonomy places the organism in Eukaryota, Metazoa, Arthropoda, Insecta, Diptera, Psychodidae. Bases 515 to 2017 code for a protein of 500 amino acids.